AUGAAGGCCGUUCAAAUUCUCGGGGACGUGUCGUCUCCAAAGAUCACUAUUAAUUCAUCCAUGCCUAAACCUACACCUAUUGACUCUGAGAUCCUCAUUCACGUUCACGCAGCUGGUAUAACCGGCGACGAGACUACAUGGCCAGAAGUCUAUCAAACCCCAUCACGCAUUCCAGGUCACGACAUCUCUGGAACCAUAGACUCAUUUGGUCCAGCUUACAAAGGCAGUCUGAAGAUUGGACAAGAUGUUUUUGCAAUGAUAGCCGCAGAACGUGGCGAGGGACAAGCUGAGUAUGUUGUCUGCACAGCUGAGGAGGUUGCACCCAAACCAUCAUCACUGUCUCAUGCGGAAGCAGCCGUGCUCCCAAUCCCUGCACUCACAGCAUGGGAGGCAGUUGAGGACUUCGUGAAAAUCAGACCUGAUAUGAGAGUCCUCGUCACCGGUGCUUCUGGGGCUGUCGGAAAACAGUUCGUGCAGUUAGUCAAACACUUGACUCAAGCACACGUCAUCGCACUAGCUUCGACUCGAAAUCAUGACAUCUUGCGAGAUCUCGGUGCAGACGAAGUCAUAGACUAUGCAUCUCCUCGCUGGGAGUCUUCUAUCGCUCCAGUCAGCUUUGUCUUUGACACGGUUGGCGGAGAAGUCCUGUCCAAAACCUGGGAGACGGUAGAACAGGGUGGGACGAUCAUCACAAUCGGAGAUCCCGCCCCAGCUUGGGCGUUCGGAAAGGGAGAGGCUCCCGAGUCGUUCAAAUACCCGAGUGUCAAGUACAAGCACUUUAUCCUUUCACCCAAUGCGAAGCGGCUUGCCGAUGUGGCGAGUAUGCUUGACAAGGGUUUGUUGAGGCCAUUAUAUGUGAGAAGCUUUCCAUUCGAUCAGGGCGUCGCUGCGUGGGAGUGUGCAAAGCAGCGAGGGCGAGACAGUAAGGUUGUAAUUGAGUUUUAG
This is a messenger RNA of Fusarium pseudograminearum CS3096, 945 nucleotides long. RefSeq lists its product as uncharacterized. The transcript has a single exon. NCBI's taxonomy places the organism in Eukaryota, Fungi, Ascomycota, Sordariomycetes, Hypocreales, Nectriaceae. The record is from RefSeq and is a predicted model, not a curated record. Gene Ontology annotation, molecular function: oxidoreductase activity. The coding region runs from base 1 to 945 and encodes 314 amino acids.